Molecule: messenger RNA, 3526 nt
Organism: Ceratitis capitata (Mediterranean fruit fly)
Lineage: Eukaryota; Metazoa; Arthropoda; Insecta; Diptera; Tephritidae
Exons: 4
Coding region: 142-2085 (647 amino acids)
Source: RefSeq, a predicted model, not a curated record
UUGAUAAACAUAUCGUUAUUUCAUUCAUCUCUAGUAUAUUAGAUGUAUUGGACGUUAGCAAAUAUCAAGAAGAUAUCAGCAGUGUUUUCAUAAAAACAAAAUAAAGUUUUAUUUAUUAAUAUAUCUAUAUAUAAGUGCAAAAUGAGAAUUUGCGGUUUACAUAAUAGAACAACAUCACCAAAUGCUGGAGGCAGGGCCUCUGCAAUAGAAUCAUUUUUCCAACCACAAUUUAGAACACAAUUCGCCGAUGAGGUGAAGCAAAAGCAGGCAAUCUCGGAUCAUCUGAUAAAUAAAAUACUCUUCUCCAAACGAUUACUUGUUGAUCAUGUGGAGGCUUUAGAACAAUGUUUGCGUCAUGUAAAACAGCCGGUAGUGUCACCGGACCAAACGGACACGAGUGGUACUGCUGCCACUUCGAGUGCCACAGAGAGGAUUGCCUAUGCACAAACAAAUACUGAAAUCUUUACAGCGCGAAAUACUUGUAUAUUAUUAGGCACCACAAUAUUGGAACACUUCGUUACACCGAAAUGGUUACGUUUGACAUUGGUCCCAUCGUUACUCUUGACGACCGGCUUUAGUGCUGUUUAUAUGAUUAAAAAUAUAUUUAUAUUUCGUAAUAAAAUUGUCGAAGGUGAAUUGGACAGUUUGAUUCGCACAAUUGAUGAGUUUGGUAAUUGCAUUCGACGCAAUAUGACGUAUUUCAAUGAAAUACUCAUAAUGAAGCAACAAGAGCUGAUAGAAUCUCGCCAGAUAGAACGUGCUUGGGACUGUAUUACAUCCGCAAAGGAGGUUACAGAAAUAUUGUAUGAUGCAACACGAAAGUUGGAAGCGCAGUAUCCACUACCGGCACGAUUCGCACAGUAUUACUCGCCAAUGGAGGAAUUGCGGGAAUGUGAAUAUUUCAAGAACAACGUAACGGAUUACAGUCCGAAGCACAUCAAAGACUUUCACAACAUUUUUGCAUAUGUGCAAUCACAAUUUUUGCUACGACUUGCCUUGACGAUCUCAACAAAGCCGUCAAUCAGCGAGCUGAAUGCCGAGUUAGUUAAGAUUGAUUGUCUAAUUCGACAACUGGUGCAGGAAGAAGAAAAUCAUUUCCGAAAUUUGGCUAUAGAGCUUAAUAAAAGGAAACAACUAGAAUUAGAGGCAUUAAAUGCCACAAAAGCUAUGCAAAAUCGAUCCAGUCCCGUCGCAGUGCUGCAAGAUUCUUCGCUCAAAUUAAGUGCUUGCAUGGUUGCCGUAGCCGGAGAAUGCCAAGCACUAGAUAUUACAUUGCAACGUCUCACGGAGACUGAAGCUGAACAGAAGGAUAAUGCCAAGCAUCUACUUCAAGUUGCAAAUAAUAUGCGAGCCAUCGAGAGCGCAUUAUCUGUAUGCUUUGACGACUUUCAGCGUCUCAUGUUGGUCUACAAUAAAUUCUUGAAUAGCAACUUAGAUAAUCAAGAGCAUCCAACUGCAGCAGAAAAUGAAAGCAGUGCAGCCAAUAAUGAUGAGUUCCCUGAAAGUUUUUUGCGCGUAGAAAUUUCACAAAAUCAUAAUGAUUCAAACAAUCGCGAUGAUUUCUAUGCAUACAUGUACGAUGAACAACAGGCGCAGGCCGAGCGAGAACAGCAAGAAGCAGAUGUUAGAGCACAGAGUAGCACUGAUCGUGAUAUGGAAAUCUUAAAUUUCGAAAAACGCAUCACUAAGGGCAAAUUUCGGCCGGUACUAAAACAAUUGAAAGAUCGUAUCGACCCAAUACGUAAUGAAAUGCUAGAGAAAGAACGUCAAGUGCUGGCAGCGAAAGGUAUUAAUGUUGAUGAUUUCUUUGGCAAAGAAGAAAAUACAAGAACUAUAGAGGGCGUUAAGUCACAGAACAAUGCAAGUAGUAUUGUUGCUGAACAUAAUGACGAUGGCGCUAGCGAUAGUGAGGGUUCAGCUGAUUUGGAAUUGCAGAGAACCAAUAAAAAAUUAAAGGAUCGUGAUAAUUUUGCUGAAAUGCGUAACUUUUUGGCACAAAAGCAAGCUAUCAAUAUAUUCAAAUUAGAUGCCACAGCGCCAAUAACUACAACGGGCGAUGAGGAAAUAUUAGAAAGUGAAUGUUAAAGCGAUGCGCUGUGUUUAAAUAUUCAAAUUGUGGUGAAGGUUAAAUGACUUCUCUGACUUCUAUAAUAAUUGAAAGUCUACGACAGCGGUUAGGUUAGGAUACAAUUUGUUAUGCAUUUUUAUUAGCAAACAUUUCUAAUUUUAUUGUUAUUUUUGUUAUUAUUUGCAUGCAUUAAUUGAUGUGUUUGUAUAAAUACAUAUGUGUUUCUAAUGCAUGUAAUUAACGUUAGGCUUUCUCGACUGUAACAGAUAGGCUUUUAAAACACAAGAGAAAGGCGUCAAGCAUACAUAUGUGUGACCUAAAUGUAUCUAAUAAAAUGAAGUUUUGUCUAGGUAAUCGUACUUUAACGAGUUCUAAGAUGAAAACUUUAAAUAGAAAUUUUAAUUUUAAAUCUAAAUAUUUAUACCUUGUAUAUGUAUUUAAACAUACAAAACGUUAUAAACUAUGAAUUUGACUCAGAUUUAAGAUUUACUGAUGUUUACGCAGCCUUCAUAGCACAAUUUUACAGUACUUUAUUUUUUAUAUUGCAUAUAUUUACUGAUGCAUAUACAUUUAUACGCUGAUAUAUACGUUAUAUAAUAUAUACGAAUUUGCAAACCCUAAUUUUUGCUGCACUUUGUCAUACCUCUCCGCCCAAUGUGCUUUUAUCUGUGACAUGAUAAGAUUAGCCUUAAACUUUACUUUAUACUUUAAUCGUUUGUGUUUCGUUUUUCUUUUUCUCUUAAGGUUCCAUUUUUCAUUGCAAUUAUAAGCAAACAAAAAAAGCAUAUAUCCAUACAGGCAUACAUGCAUAUGUAGGUUUAUACAAUUAAAGCUCCAAACUACUAGACGGCGCUCUUUCACGAAUCACAAAGUGAUAACGGUUUAUCAAGUUGAUUUUAAUGUUCUCAUUUGUUUUAAUUCUAGGAUUGUUAAAUUUGAAUACGGAAUCAUUAUAAAAAUAAAAAUAAUAAUCAAAUAAAUUCUUUUACUCGGUAAAUUUAUUUAUUGUAUUUAAUUUUCUAACAAAUUGUAAAUAACAUUAGAACGUUUACAACAUUUCAUUUGAAGUUAAAAAAAUUGUUAAAAAAAAGUCAAAUUUGAUUUUCUUAUAACUAGUGUUUUAAUAUUAAGUACACACAUAAAUACGUAUAUUCAUAAAAAAACAUGGCAAUUACAAUACUUCUCUUGAGCGUCUUUUAAUUUAAAAUACUAUAUAUAUAACGCUAAUAUAAAUAAUAAAAUAAAUACAUACAUAAUUAUUUUCAAAACGAUCAAAUUGUAGUUUUUCCGAUCUCGUUUAUUUUUACAUACAUACGUACGUCUGUUGUAUAACAUCUUUGGUAAAAUAAAUCGCUACCUAAGUUUUCUGAUGGUCCGAAAAGCAGCUGAUAAUGCGUUGGACAUUCUUAUGAAACAUUUCUUAUAAAUAAAAACAAAUAUUCUUGUGAAUAUAAACAA